AUGAUCCAGAAGUUUGCAAUUGGAAGGAAUAUUGCUGAAGUUUGGGAAAACACAGAAGAGUUUUGUCCUAAAAGAUUCAUCGACAAUUCAUCAAUUGAGUGGAAAGGGCAAGAUUUGGAGCUGAUACCAUUUGGAGCUGGUAGAAGGAUUUGUCCAGGUUUAAACAUGGGAGAAGCGACCGUGGAGCUUGCACUUGCUAAUCUUCUUUACAAAUUUGAUUGGGAAAUGCCGAUCGGGAUGAAGAGGGAAGACAUAGACACUGAGGUUAUACCUGGGAUUUCUAUGCGCAAAAAGAAUCCUCUCAUGCUUUUGGCAAAGGAGAGCAUAAAAUUUGAUGAGGGCUUACCUUCACACACAUCAUACAUAUGGUUUGUUUUGGGUUGUCUGGUUUCCUUGGAUAAGGAGGAUCUGCACGGCUUUGUUUCGCCCAACUAA
Molecule: messenger RNA, 435 nt
Organism: Tripterygium wilfordii
Lineage: Eukaryota; Viridiplantae; Streptophyta; Magnoliopsida; Celastrales; Celastraceae
Product: cytochrome P450 71B36-like
Exons: 2
Coding region: 1-435 (144 amino acids)
Molecular function (GO): heme binding; monooxygenase activity; iron ion binding
Source: RefSeq, a predicted model, not a curated record